Zasmidium cellare ATCC 36951 is the source of this 1377-nucleotide messenger RNA. RefSeq lists its product as uncharacterized. Gene Ontology annotation, molecular function: oxidoreductase activity, acting on paired donors, with incorporation or reduction of molecular oxygen; monooxygenase activity. The record is from RefSeq and is a predicted model, not a curated record. NCBI's taxonomy places the organism in Eukaryota, Fungi, Ascomycota, Dothideomycetes, Mycosphaerellales, Mycosphaerellaceae. The transcript has a single exon. The coding region runs from base 1 to 1377 and encodes 458 amino acids.
AUGGCGAAUGAGAAGCAACUUCACCUGACGGCCUUCAUGAGGCCCGUCUCUCUCCACACUGGAGCAUGGCGUUAUCCCGGAGCAUACCCAGAUGCCAACUUCAAUUACAACCAUCUGAAGUCAUUCAUCAAGAAACUCGAAGAAGCCAAGUUCGAUGCCUUCUUCAUGGCCGAUCACCUUGCGGUGUUGAACAUGCCAGUGGAAGCUCUCAAACGUAGUCACACUACGACAUCCUUCGAGCCUUUCACGCUGCUCUCGGCCCUGUCCCAAGUCACAGAAAGGAUUGGCUUGGCAGCAACGGCAAGCACGACGUAUGACGAGCCAUAUCAUAUCGCUCGGCGGUUUGCUUCACUGGAUCAUCUGAGCAAUGGACGAGCAGCUUGGAACAUAGUCACCACAGGCAACCCGGAAUCCUCGAAGAACUUUGGCCAAGAUGAGCAUAUGCAGCAUAGCGAUCGAUACAAGCGUGCGAGGGAGUUCUAUGAUGUUGUCACUGGUCUAUGGGACUCCUUCGCUGACGAUGCAUUCGUACGGGACCCUGAGAGUGGCAUUUAUCUAGACCCAGAAAAGAUGCACGUUCUGGACCACAAGGGCGACGAGUUGAGCGUGCGAGGACCACUCAACAUCGCGAGACCUGUUCAAGGCUGGCCCGUGAUUGUACAAGCUGGACAGAGCGAGCCUGGACGACAGCUAGCCGCCGAAACAGCGGAGUUGGUCUUCUGUUCUCCACGAGACCUCAAAGGCGCCAAAGAAUUGUAUGCUGACAUUAAGGGUCGAGUGGAGAAGGCAGGCCGAAACCGGGAUCACCUCAAGAUCUUGCCAGCUGCGAUGAUCAUCGUCGGCGACUCCCCUGAGGACGCUCAGAAGCGACGGCUGGAGCUGGACAGCAAAGUCCACUACGACAGCGCCAUUGCCUCCUUGUCUAUCGCCCUGGGUUGCGAUGCGAGCAAGUUUGAGCCAGACGGACCUCUGCCAAAGGAAAUCCCCGAGUCGAACGCCAGCCACACGGCAAGGCUGGGCGUGAUCAAUCUCGCUGAGCAGGAAGGCCUCACGGUCCGUCAACUCGCACAGCGAUACGGAGGGUACUCUGGUCUGGCUUUCGUGGGUUCGCCCGAAUCGAUCGCGGACGACAUGACCGUUUGGUUGAAGGAAGAGGCUUGCGAUGGCUUCACGUGUACGAUGCCAUAUCUCCCCGAGGGUCUCAACGCCAUCUGCGAGAGACUGGUACCUGAGCUGCAACGCAGAGGGCUGUUCAGGAAAGAUUACGAAGGCACUACGCUGAGAGAGCAUCUGGGCUUGCCGAGACCGACUAAUAGGUUCUUCGACGGCACGGCGACGAAUGGAAAUGGCGCUCUACCAGACACCGACCAGCUGUGA